Perognathus longimembris pacificus (Pacific pocket mouse) is the source of this 771-nucleotide messenger RNA. RefSeq names its product coiled-coil domain containing 54 (gene Ccdc54). Lineage: Eukaryota; Metazoa; Chordata; Mammalia; Rodentia; Heteromyidae. The record is from RefSeq and is a predicted model, not a curated record.
AUGGCUUCUCAUGGUUGUGACAAACCUGAUCCUAACUUGGACAAAGAAAUAAAUAUUAAAGUAAUAUUCCAAGAUAUUAAAACACCACAAGUUGAACUCCUCAAUCAAAUGAGUGACAUCACUAUAAUAUCAAAAGUCCCAAGUUAUGAGAAGCAAAUGGAGAUCCUAAAAACCAUAACAAAUGUUAACAAAGACAAAUAAGCCACAACCACCAAAGAUCCCUCCAUGAGGAAAGACUGGGCAAAAUCAAAUAUUUACAAUUACCCAGACUUUGGAGCAUGGGUCAAUUUAGCUUUUGUUGAUGGUGGAAAGCUUUUCUUCAAUACUACCAUGUUAGAAGAACUCAAGAAGUGGCUUUUUUUUAGGCCAUGCAUCUGUUCUGAGGAACCACAAAUAAUACCCCAGGGAGCCUAUCCCUUCACUACACUUGCUAUGGUGGAUAACACAGUGGUUCCUUUAGCAAAAGCAAGACAGUGGCACCAAAUUGCAAGGGGGUUUUUUUUCUUUGACAAAGAAAAACUGCUGCUUCACAAAUGUAAUUUAAGUUUCGAGGAAAAUCGCUUCAUUCUUGUGGAUUUGGAAAAGGUAGAUCAUUUCACUCUUCCACUAUUCUGCACACGGUCCCAGAUGCUGUUAAGUCUCCAGAUCCUGACCAAUGGGAGCGGCCCCAGCCCGGAGCUCUCCGCGGGGGCCACACUGCCAACGCCGGGAGGCGCUCGCCGACUCACACUCCGUGGUCCUCCCGGCUUCCACUUUCCAGAUGCUUGGUAA